This is a messenger RNA of Danio aesculapii, 4478 nucleotides long. It is a transcript of the gene pdgfba, whose product is annotated as adenylate cyclase, terminal-differentiation specific. The transcript has 7 exons. The record is from RefSeq and is a predicted model, not a curated record. NCBI's taxonomy places the organism in Eukaryota, Metazoa, Chordata, Actinopteri, Cypriniformes, Danionidae. Gene Ontology annotation, molecular function: growth factor activity; platelet-derived growth factor receptor binding. Gene Ontology annotation, cellular component: membrane. Gene Ontology annotation, biological process: positive regulation of MAP kinase activity; positive regulation of phosphatidylinositol 3-kinase/protein kinase B signal transduction; positive regulation of protein autophosphorylation. The coding region runs from base 416 to 1807 and encodes 463 amino acids.
GAAACACGCUUUAACACGCACUGACUGCUGCGCACUAACUAGGGAAAGUUGCAUAGGCUACGUGCGGUGCUGGAAUCAUCACCAAUGGCUCAUUCUAUACAAAACAACACUCUGGACUUGUUAUUCCUGGAUAUUCAAAGCUGAUAUUUUAAGCUGGAGAUUUUUUUAUUUUAAUAUAUAUAUUUUUAUACGUCUCCCACCUGUCAAGUGUAUCAUUAAUAUGCGAUUUUUAACGGACCGGUUUGAUUUCCACACUGGAGAUUUUGGAUACGCGUCAAAUGUCAAACAGGAGCAGCUGGAACGGUGUUCAAAGUGACCCAACAACCCCUCUGGAAUAAACUUUACUGCAGCUGAGAGUGUGUGUGUGUGUGUGUGUGUUUGACAGAGGGAGAGAGAGACAUUUGGAUGUGCGCGCAUGAUGAGCUCGCGCCUGCUGCUGCUGGUGCUCGCGGCGCUCGCAGCGUGCCUGCGGUCCGGUCGCGCGCAGGGGGACCCUCUUCCUCCAUCUCUGGUGGAUUUAGUAAUGAACAGCCCAAUUUCAACAGUAGACGAUCUGAAGAAACUUUUGGAUGUAGAAUCCGUAGAGGAAGAUGAUGAGAAGCCAGAGACUGAGAUGCACUCGAACGGAACACACAAACGUCUUCCCAGAAGCCUUAGCAUUCAGGUGGCCCAGCAGGCUAUGUGUAAAGUGAGGACAGAAGUUAUGGAAGUGACGCGUGCUAUGUUUGACAGACGAAACGCCAACUUCAUGUUAUGGCCUUCAUGUGUGGAAGUGCAGCGCUGUUCAGGCUGCUGUAACGCGAGAACUUUACAAUGCGUCCCAGUUCUCACUGAAACACGACAUCUACAGAUAACAAAAAUCCAGUAUAUCAACAGACAACCAUCCUAUGAGAAAGUUGUCAUUCCUGUGGAGGACCACGUGACAUGUAGCUGUCAAUUACGUGUCCCAGCACAACCCCCACGUGUCCAGACCACACCCCUCCCCCCACACAGACUCCACCCUAAAGUAACUCCACCAAAGACCCAAUCAAAAGAGGAGCUGCACCGCAAUGAUGAACUGAAACAUAACCAGCAGCUUCAUUUGGAGGACAAAGAAAGUCAAGAACUACAAUGGCAGUCCAAAUACACUGUAGCACACACGGACAGACAAACCCCACACCAACACACACUUACACACACGCCAGCUUACUCCAGCCGAGGAGAUUUUCCCACCAGACAGACCACAUUGGGAAACCCACGCAUGAUGAGUGACGCGACGCAAACAGAGGAGGCUGAUCACAUCAAAUCCGAACACAGUGGCGACGACAUGGCCAAAAAGACAAACGACAAACAUUCACAAGAGGAACAACCACACAACAGCACGACGCCACAGCAACCAAAAUCUCCAUCGCAAACUUCUGUCCAAUCAGAGCGUGGCAUAAGCAGCCAAUCAGACACUCUUAGCCGCACUUACAGCCGCGUUGAGGUGAUCGGCCAAUCAAGCGGCUUAUCAGAAGUGCUAACUCAUCACUCCGACCAAUUAGAAGUUAGAAAGCAUCACCAUCACAACCACCAAUCAGAAAAAGAAGAGGAAACGCAUCAUCUCCGACACCAACACCACCAACACCAUCAACGUCACCAGUUUACAACACAAGCAGUUAGCAAACAACAGACUAGCACACAAAGAACAGUAAUGAAAGCUCCUCCCACCACGCCCUCAGCCCCACAGACUCCGCCCCCUCUCCCGUCUCCACGAAAACGGAGACGGAAACAUCGGAAGAGGAUCAGCAAGGCUUCCAUGAGAGCGAUGAUAAUGGUAAUGUCCUGAAGAAGACCAAGACUUCGAGAACUGCUGCCAAAGUCCCUGGAGCGAGCACAAAGCUGGGAGUCUGGGUGGAGACACACAGGAUACAGCAGAGACACACUGGAAAUCUUUUAUAAUAACUGGAAAUGUGUUUGAUCUUUGCCAAAUAAGCUCCUCUGAACUACAUUUCCCAUCAGCCAUUGCAGUUGUGCGGCCUCUGCGCUGCGGGAGCUGCUCGUACUCAGGAUAUCCUGUUAGCGUGGACUUAAAAAGGAUUCCAUAUGGACGCAAACACAGCCUGCCAAAUAGUGAGACUGUACUAAAAACACAACAAGAUUGCGCUUUGCCAAAAACACUUCAUUCAACACAACGGCUGCCAAAUGCGGUGCAAUAUUGACUUGAACUACUGGUUGGCCAAGAGUUUGGCUCAAAUCAGUGAUUAGCUAUAACAAGGUAGCCUUUAAAUGCCGAUGAAUGUCGUCGACCAAUGGUGGCUCGGGUUGGACAGUUUAUCCACUGGAGGAACUACUGAAAGAAGUUGUCAGGACUGGAAGUUGUCAGGACUUUGAAUUUCGGACUCUCAAAGAGGAGAAACGGAGUUUAGGACUUCCAGACGAGUAUAAAAUACAAUUAACUAUAACAAACUCAUCUCAAAACGUAUAAUCUGUACAUUUGUCAAACUAUUUAAACACUCCAAGUUUAUUAAACAAAAAAAAAGUGAAAUAUAUCAGCUGGCUAGAUAUAAAUAUCAAGGACUUAAAGCACUUACGUAAAAAAAUACAAAUGUUUCUGCACAUUUACCAUGGUUAUAUGAUGGUAUUCAUUGAAGUACUUUAGAGAACCACGUAUAGACCAUGGUAUAUGAAUAUGGUAAUCCAUCAGAUGCCAUGGUACCGCCUCAGUACUUUUUGUCUAUGGAUCUCUCAGCAUAUGUAGAAAUCCGAUAUAUGGCAAUAUAUGCAAAUGACACAUUUAAACACAUUCAUAAUAUCGUGUGAUAUUGUAUUUAUACAACAGUUCGAUGACAAAAUCAUAUAUAUAAAAAAGAAAAUCAAACAGGAGAGUCUACAAACCCUUUUGUAUGAGGAACUACUUUCUUCUGCCAUUCAUUCUCAUCUGCAGCUGACAUCAGAACAGCAGAAAUCAUUGCUUGACAAACGUCACUUUAGAGCUAGUAUUUCAAUGAUUCUCAAACGUAAUGUCUAAAGUGAUGACAAAACAGGUGAUUUUGCUCACAUUUUAAGAUUAUAAGGCUGAACGGCAUGAAAUGCCAUCAGUCUACAGAGAUUUCCCAGAAUUUCUCUGUUGCAAUCAGGAGAUCACAAUAAUUAACCCUGAAAAAGCUAAAGACAAGCAAACACUAGCAGAUUACUAUGCUAGAAAUACAGCACUACAACAUACAAGAGAGAGAGGUCGACUUAGAAUGUCACCUGUUCUAUAAUGAUUUGAUCAGCUGUAGUUUGAAAUUUAUGCUGAGUAAAUUUCCCCUAGGGACUUAUUAUGUGGUCUCUGUCACCAUCUUGUGGCGGAAUGUCAACUGUCUUUGCUUUGCUCAGUAUGAUAGGCUGAUGGUCGUUGAUGCACUGAAUCUCCGAAAUUAUAAAUGUCUAAAAUAGGCACUAUCCUUAUAAAUAAACUGCGUAGUUGCAAUCUAAACAACUACAUUCUCAUAAGUACUUUUUGUUGUCCAACCGCUGCAGUAUUUGUCAAACUGUAGUCAGUUUAUUGGUCUGCUGUCCCUCUAUGUGGGCGAAGUAGUACAGAAGGGUGAAGAGGCUGUGCGAGGGCUGUUAUUGCAGAAAAUCACACGGCUACCAGCCAAUCAGACUCAAGAACCAGACAUAACUGUUGUAUAAAUAUAAAUAAAUUAGUUAAAAUAUAUUUGGGGUUCGCGGAUGUAAAACAUGUCAUACAUGUAACAUAUAUUUGUAGAUAUAGCAAAAAUGGCUGUUUACGGAUAUAUUUUUUCAACCAUUGGAAAAAAAUAUUUAAGUAUAUAUUUAUAUGUCUGCGUGUGUUCAUAUAUGAUCUUAUAUGAAAUAUAUAUGAAAAAAUAUAGCUACUAUAUGUAUAUAUUAUAUGUAAAAAUGUAUAUACCGUAAACAGUCAUUUUUGCAAUAGUUUGACAUUUAUGACAUAUUUUUCAUAUGUGAAAUCCAAAUGUGAACUUUUAUGUCAUAUGUGUAAUUUGCAUAUAUUGGAUUUCUAUAUUUUAGUAUCGUACACAGUAUUUAAUUGGUGCAAAAACACUGGAAUAUCAUACACUGGAAAAUAUUACGUACAGUAUGAAGUGCUGAGAGCACAAAAUGUUUGCAUGUUUGUAGAUGCACGGUCAAAUAGUACCUAAAUCAAUAUUUAAAUAAAAGAAUAAGAAGAUUGUGUUUAGCCGUGAUGAGGUUACAGUGAAAUACUCCCAUCCUGUAGGGGGCGGUAUGGAGUGCUCUGUCGUUUUAUGCCUGCUGUCUCCAAACAUCCGUCUGUGCGUUCAGCUGCUUCUGAAAACAUGUCAAGCUAUGAAAUAACUGUUUGUAAAUGACUCAUUUCUUUUCUGGCUUUUUACGUAACUUAUUUAUAAAUAGUAGAUGCUCUACUCAUCUGCUUUCGAGAGUUAUUAAUAAAUUGUUAUUUGUUUUCGAUGGAAAUUAUUGUUAAUGUAAUGAUGCUAUUUUAAUAUAAAUAUAAAGUAUUCAAUUCA